This is a messenger RNA of Syngnathoides biaculeatus (alligator pipefish), 4664 nucleotides long. Its product is annotated as pterin-4-alpha-carbinolamine dehydratase 2-like. The coding region runs from base 1380 to 1781 and encodes 133 amino acids. Gene Ontology annotation, biological process: tetrahydrobiopterin biosynthetic process. The transcript is spliced from 4 exons. NCBI's taxonomy places the organism in Eukaryota, Metazoa, Chordata, Actinopteri, Syngnathiformes, Syngnathidae. Gene Ontology annotation, molecular function: 4-alpha-hydroxytetrahydrobiopterin dehydratase activity. The record is from RefSeq and is a predicted model, not a curated record.
CAGCUGGGAUAGGCUCCCCGCGACCCUUGUGAGGAUAAGCGGCAAAAGAAAAUGGAUGGAUGGAUGGAUGGAUGGACUGUUCAAUGAAUUACAGUUGUUUUGGGAAAUGUCCCUAAUUCCAACAUUAGGUCCAUUUGAAAAAUAGCCGUGAAAUUUGGGAUUUUUGUUUGUUUUCGUAUAUUUCUGAAAGGCAAUUCUUGUGAUUGGUUGUCUCUGGUCAUGUGCCAUCCUGCCACAGCCUCAAACAUGACCAAUUUUCAUAAUUUAAUCUCCAAGUGUCACCUUGCUGUGCAGACUCAGUUUGUGGUUUGCCAAAGGUUAUAGACUCACACUUAUGAACACUUUGCAUCCAUCCAGUUUCUUUGCCGCUUAUCCUCACGAGGGUCGCGGGGAGUGCUGGAGCCUAUCCCGGCUGUCAACGAGCAGGAGGCGGAGCAUGCCCUGAACUGGCCGCCAGCCAAUCGCAGGGCACAUAGAGAAAAACAGUCGCUGUCACAAUCACACCUAGGGGCAAUUUAGAGUGUCCAAUUAAUGUUGCAUGUUUUUGGGAUGUGGGAUGAAACCGGAGUGCCCGGAGAAAAGCCACACAGGCACGGGGGAGAACAUGCAAACUCCACACAGGCGGGGCCGGGAUCGAACUUGGGUCCUCAAAACUGUGGGGCCAACACUUUCCAAAGUGAUCCACACCGUGCCGCCUUUGAACACUUUAAUCUUUAUGAUUUUGAAUCUCUUGGAAUAUUUGCUUCUCCGGGUUGUCUUGGAGUAAAUUAUGCUAAUUUGUCACAUAAUGCAUCAAUCCUUUUAAAUGAUGUAUUUACAUUCCAUCAUAUCAGUUUAUUUGGGUAAACAGAAACCAUCUUGUCAAUUCCAAAAUAAUGAACACGGUUAGCUAGGAUAGGUUCGAGCACUCCCGCAACCCGUGUAAGGAUAAGCGGCAAGGAAAAUGGAUGGAUGGUUGAUGCAUUUAUGCAGAAUUGAGAAAACAAAAUAGAGGUGGUAAUAUUGCUCCGAGGAAGUAGUUGAAACGCUAACAAUGCUCAAAAGUUUUGGAACAGAGUAACCAGCAACGUUUCCAAGGCAAUUUCCCCCUCCAGUGUUCUUACGUCACCCGGCGCGGAGAAAGUGGCGAUUUUAAUCAGGCAGCGCGUUGAACAGCUCCAGUGCAGAGUGAGGCGAUAAGUAGACGAUGUGACAUUUUUUUGUGAGGGGGACUGAGAAGGGUUGCGUCAGGAAGGGCAUCCGGCGUAAAAAUUGUGCCAAACAUAUGUGCGUUCAUCUGAGAUGACACGCUGUGGCGACCCCGAAAGGGACAAGCCGAAAGAAACUUACUAGUUGACCUGUGAGCGGAAGGCGGAGGGCAACCUAGCGAACUCCACAAUAUGUCCCGGUUAAUAUUUAGCCCGGUAUCGAGCAGCCUUUGGCUCCGCGGUUGCAAUUUCACUUCCCUCUCCAGAAAGUACUCUUCUAAAAUGUCAUCGGACUCUCACUGGCUCAACCCAGCCGACCGAGACCAGCGCGUGAUGGAGUUGAGGGCCACAGGCUGGAUGGAGGUGGAGGGCCGCGAUGCCAUCUUCAAGGAGCUUCACUUUAAAACCUUCAACCAGGCGUUCGGCUUCAUGUCGCGCGUGGCGCUGCAGGCGGAGAAGAUGAACCAUCACCCCGAGUGGUUCAACGCUUACAACAAGGUGCACAUCACGUUGACCACACACGACUGCGGCGGCCUUUCCAAGCGAGACAUCAAGAUGGCCAAGUUCAUCGACAAAGUUGCUCUUUCCAUGUAAUUUUCUUUGACCAUCAUUAUUCUCUGAAUUAUUUAUUUUUGUGGAUGUUGGAUGGGGGCUUUUCCCCCCAAAACUUAUGAGCAGUGUCGGCAUUCCUCCGGUUGCAAGUCAUUCGUCUUGUUUUGUACGGAGUCGGCGGAUUUGUGCAAAUGAAUGUGCCAACGUCUUUGAUUUUUCCGCCAUCGCAACGACACCUUUUGUCAACCUGUCGCCAUCUCGCGGGAGGAUCGAGGCGAGCUAGUCGAGCUGGUUAGCGGCGCCGACCGGCCUCGUUGGUGUCAGUACCGUCACGUUCGGAUUUUGAGUUUAACGGUGACGUGAUAUUAUUUGAUGGGUAAUAUUAGCACGUUGCUCAUCUACCGGCAUCAAUCUUAAUGUUUGAUGGAUUCAAACGACUGCGCGGCCGGCCGCAUAGCUUCAUCUACCACUGUUAUUUUGCAGGUCCGAUAAUAUCUUGGUGCAGAGAAAUGUAUCUGUAGAUUUAUCUUUUUUUUUUUUUUUACUUUUUAGACAAUUAUUUUGCCAAUAAAAAAAUCUAAGGGAAGCAAUUUUUGUCAAAAGCGCAUCAAGACGGCAGCCAUGUCGCAUUCACCAUUUUUACAAUAUUUUAUUUCUAUGGAACUAUUUCAUCCAUCCAUUUUCUGAGCCGCUUAUCCACGCGAGGGUCGCAGGAGUGCCGAAGCCAAUCCCGGCUGUCGUCGGGCAGGGUGCAUUCUGAACUGGUCGCCAGCCAAUCGCAGGGCACAUGGAGACGGACGACAGUCACGCUCACAAUCACACCUUGGGGCAAUUUAAAGCGUCCAAUCAGUGCAUGUUUUUGGGAUGUGGGAGGAAACCCGAGUGCACACCCAGAGAAAAGCCACGCAGGCACAGGGAGAACAUCCAAUUGAAAGAAUUUUUUUUUAAAUAUAGUUUUACCAGUCAGAAACCUGAAGAGACAUUUUCUGAAAAGAUGAUGAAUUAGUUAAUUGUAUCUUUUUUAUUUUUUUUUUUUAGAAAAGAUGAAAGGAAAUACUGGAAAAUGUGUAUCAAAAUGACUUUGCAGACAGAGCACCAUUUAUUUAUUUAUUUAUUUAUUUGUCAGAAUAUGAAAUGUAUUUUGUGGGGGAAAUGGGCAUGACAAUGUCUUUGGGGAUGAGCACAUACCUUUAUCCAUCCAUCAAUUUUCCUAACCGCUUAUCCUCACAAGGGUCACGGGGCGGGCGGGGUGCACCCCGAACUUGUCGCCGGCACAUCGAGACAAACGGCCGCACUCACAAUCACAACACAUCCCUUUUAUCUAUUCGUAAAUUCACAAUCACAAACUAAUAUUUUACAGGUAGUAGUCAUAAGCCCAUGGCCUAUCUUUAAGCAAAUAAAGAUGCGGUUAUUAUUUUUGGCGGCUUCAAGCAGCCACGCGGUCGACCGCAUGACUUUAUCCCGUGUUUCUCAGACUUCGUUUGAGGGUUUUGGCAGUCUGACGUGAAUUGGGGGUGGCGAGGGGAAGAUCUGAUGUACAUUUGUCUCUUGACCCUGACUGAGUCUGAACCAGAAGAUCAAUCAAGAAGGAGGAGAAGAAGAAGAAGAAGAAGCCACAUCAGCAAGACUCAGCUCCAAAGAGAGCUUCUCCAGACGAGAGCGCUCACUCGACUGAAAACCGCUUACUUUGGAAAACAAAAAUGCUGAUUACCGUGAUUGCGAAAGUAAUAAAAAAAAAAAUACUAAUUAGAGGUUUUACCAACACGAAAACCAAUGCGCUCUUGAAAAUGAUGCAAAAUAUUUCGUGACACGUUAAACUGGGCGGCACGGUGGAGCAGCUGGUAAAGCGUUGGGCUCACAGUUCUGAGGGUCCCGGGUUCAAUCCCGGACCCGCCUCUGUGGAGUUUGCAUGCUCUCCUAAUACCUGCGUGGCUUUUUUCCGGAUGAGCGCCCCAGUUUCCCACAAACAUGCAACAUUAAUUGGACCCUCUAAAUUGCCCCUAGGUGUGAUUGUGAGUGUGACUGUUGUUUGUCUCUAUGUGGCCUGCGAUUGGCUGCCGACCAGUUCAGGGUGUAUGUGUAACCCUGCUCGUUGAUGGCUGGGAUAGGCUCCAGCACUCCCACCACCCUUGUGAGGAUAAGCGGCUAAGAAAAUGGAUGGAUAAACUUGGGGUGACAAGUGGAAGCUUUUACACUGGUCAAGUCAAUCCCCAGACACAAACUGUAUAGAGUAGGCAUUUUGCUUGUUAAAAAAAAUUGCAACUUCUGAUUUAUAUGAUAGGCAUUUGUUUUAAUAGUAAAAACGGUUCAUUGUAAUUUGUUUUAUUUUAUGUCAUGUAAUUGUAAGUAAAUGUCUACAAAAUUAAAAAUAGUGAUUUAAGGAUUUUUACUACUAAAAAAGACCCUUCAAUUUACAAGUUACUUUGGUCGUUUGUUGUUCAUUCGGUGUCAGGUCGCGGUCCUGAAAUCGCAGUCGAGUUUUUGUGUGUUGGGGCUGACGACCCGCUGCCGCAGCGGCAGUAGCUAGUGCGUUCGUCUGCGUCUGAAAAUGCGCGAGAGCUUUGUCGCCUGCGCCACUUCAAUGUCUCGUCGCUAAUAAAUCAUUUUGACGCAAAAAGCUCAUCAGGCGUCCUGAUUACAAGCGACCUAAAUUAUUCUCAGUCGUGAGCAUUUACGAUUGAAGAUGAUACAUUUUUAUGCAACAGACGCGUCAUGUAACUACGGUGCAGAAAAUGGUGCUUAGUCAUCCUGAAUUAUGAUGCGUAUGGUGUGAUGAUAUUUUCGCAUGUAUUAAUCACUUUUGUUUUAAAUGCUCGAAAAUUGCAUUACUGGUCGCGUCGUUAUGUUUAUUUUUAUUGACUCACUUGGGCCGACGCUAUUCCAAGUGAUUUUUUUUUUAUCCCCAUGCGUGUUAUGUCAUUUGUA